AUGGUAGAGUUUGCCAUUAACAACUCGGUGCAUGCGUCCACGACACAAACACCGUUUUACGUGCAUGGCUUGCGCCAUCCGCGUGUACCCACCUUACUCGAGAGUAACUCUGGUUUAAGGGGGGGAGGGACUCGCGCGAGCAAAAACCGAUUUGGCUCACGCUCAUCACGCUCCGACGAAGAGUUCAUUGCGUUUGAUGCCGAUAUCGAUAACAUCGAUUUCGAAGAAGAUGAUGCCAGUGAUGGCGAGGAAGCCCUCAAUGAAGAAGAUGAUCCCAGUGAGAGUGCGGAAGCCCUCACUGAAGAAAAGAUGAGUUCAUACUGGCUCGUGAAACGGUAG
Messenger RNA from Peronospora matthiolae, 339 nucleotides. NCBI's taxonomy places the organism in Eukaryota, Oomycota, Peronosporomycetes, Peronosporales, Peronosporaceae. The record is from the annotation of a GenBank genome assembly.